Tachysurus vachellii is the source of this 7278-nucleotide messenger RNA. Its product is annotated as tRNA (32-2'-O)-methyltransferase regulator THADA. The record is from RefSeq and is a predicted model, not a curated record. Gene Ontology annotation, cellular component: cytosol. Bases 54 to 5654 code for a protein of 1866 amino acids. The transcript is spliced from 32 exons. Lineage: Eukaryota; Metazoa; Chordata; Actinopteri; Siluriformes; Bagridae. Gene Ontology annotation, biological process: tRNA methylation.
AUACGGCCCGGUGAUAGCACGUUUAAGUUGAAGAGUAGACAAGUUACGCGACAAUGAUUACUCACGUUUUAGAUGGAACUAAGAUGGAAACGCUUUUCACUUCGUUUGUUUUAGAAUCUGAUUUACGGCAAGAUGUCAAAGAGAAGCUCCAAAUAUUUUUGGAAAAGCUCACAGAGUGUGCAAGGAGCACAACAAAACGGGUUAAAGAGCGCUCCCUAGAGGAGGCAUUACAGAUGCUGAGGAAAAUCGCACCGCCGCUGCUGAAGUCGCUGAGGUCCGAAAAUCACAGGCGUCUCAUUCGGCUCCUUCUGUCAUCGCAGCUGGAUGCGGUGAACACAUCCUCAUCAGCCUGCCGCAAACUAGACCAGAUGUUGCAACACCUGGCUCAAACCAACAAGUCUUUAGUAUUUGAAGAGGUCCAACAAUGUCUUCACAGUCUACUCCACCAGGAGCAGGUGUUGUCAUUAAAUGACCUUCAAAUAGUGUGUAUGUUCCUGGAGGAGAGCACGAUGGGCCGAGAAGGUUUAAGACUAAUGUUUUCGUCUCUGCUGUGUAAAAUCACCAUAACGUUACCCGACAUUAUGAAAGAAGAAGCAAGAGACGGUGCUAUGUGUUAUCAGGCAGUCAAGGUGUGUCUGCAAGUGUUCCAGCUGCUUCCCGAGCAAGUGGUGCCUCUGGUCUUUUCGGAUCAGAAAGACAACCUUCAUAUGAGGGAGAUUCUGGGAUUCCUUAUGAAUAUUAUCUUAGGAGAGGUCUGUAAUAGGGACACACGGUUGUUAGCAGGGACUGCUGUGGCCAUGCUGAUCUCUGUAGCACCUGACACUAAGAGUGGAACUACAUCAGCCUCCAGUUUACUCCAGGUGACCUGCACAGAGCAGUGUAGGUUAACAGUAGGCCAGUUACAGGUAGACUGUUUUCCCAGAGGAUAUGAUGGAGUUGACAGACUCAGUGUAUCCAGAGGACUCCUGACCUGCUUGAGGAAGGACAUCCUCGUUGAACAGAGUACAGGUCAACAGACCUGCCUCCUCCUAGAUGGGUUAUUUCCUCUUGUCUCAGAUUUGCUCCGAGAGAAACGGGACUGUCACUACUAUGUGUUUCAAGUGUUUAUCUUGUGGCUGAAACGUGUGAAAGAAAGCCUGCCCGAGAUCAGGGAGCUCUCCGGUGGUCUUUUUCUUGGAGAACAUUCAACCCUAAGAGUCAAACUAACACAAAUCAUUUGGGACAAUGCAGAGAGCCCGAUAGAGGGUGUGUCUGAAUCAGUACGCACUGCAUUCAGUUUGUUCCUGGAGAUUUACGAGCUGGACUGUCGGCUUUCUGGAGAAGCUGAGAAACGCCUUUAUGUGAACUUACUGCACAGGGUUGCGGAGCUGCCGUGGGAUUCCAGGGCCAAGUACUCGCCUCUCAGAGCCCUCCUGCCGUACAUGGGUACAGACAAGGUCCUGGAACAGUAUCCUGCUCUUCCUUCUCAUAUCUAUAAGUGCCUUUCCACCAAUCACCUUGCACCUUGUGCCUCUGAGAUCUACAAGUUGCUGCUUCAGGAGCAAAGACGGGAACUUAACGCUAAUGCGGUGAAGGAAGCUCCACCCACUGAGCUACACCUGGCCUCUCAUUGGGUCCAGCGAUGGCAAGCAACAAUCCUGAUAGCUCUGACCUCUGAUGUCACUCUAAUUCAGAGAAACGCCUCUAGCUACCUCCUGCCCUGCACCCUAUGCAGUUUCCCAGGAGCGUUUGACACAAUGCUAGCUGCUCUAGACCCUGUUGCCCCAGGGCACCUACGAGCAUGGGUUUGUAUCAUGAGCGCCCAACGAACAGUCAACGGGCGUCUAUCUUGGAAUUCAGAGAGCAACUUGGAAACCCUCCAGCUAGCCUUGUCGUCUCUGGAUGCCAGCGUGCGCAUAGCGGCAUUCAGUCUUCUCUGCUGCAGCCCCAAGACUAAAGAGCCUCCAUCAGCCGUGGAAUAUGCAGCAGUGAGAGAUUUUCUUCCUUUGAAUCUGAACAGUGAGUCGUCUCCGUUUCGUCAGCACCUACAGGCUGCGGUCAGGAAAUUCCUUGUGCGUAUUCGGGACAGUUGUAUGGCAAGCCUUAAAGGUCAAAAAAGCAAAAUAGGUCUGAGCAAGGAAGAAGAGAAGGAGCUUGAACAAGGCGUUGAUUUUAUUGACUGGCUGGCACAGUUGCCGUUGGCCUCCCUGGCUCCUGGAAACAGCUUCCAGAGGAAGAAGACAGCUCUUCUGCUGCUAGCUGCGAUUCUGGAAACCUGCUCAGACUCCUGGAGUCCAGACAGGAAGAAGGGUCAACCACCAGCAAACAUGUCUGAGCUGAUAAACUGCGCAAGAGAAAGAAGAAAGUGGGAUUUUUACUGUCGGUCAAGACAGUUGGUCCUGAUUGGCUGUUUGGAGGAUGCGACCAAUGAGAUCCGUGAGCAUGCAGCUGAGCUGCUGGUGAGAUUUUUCCCGCCGUGUCUCGAGUCCGAUGUCUCCACUGCGCUGUUUAGCCGAGCACAGAGACGUCUGCACAGCCCACGUGUUCAGGAGGCCCAGAUGGGGGCUCUGAUGUUCAAACUUCUACUACAGAAGCGUGUGUCUCUGGAUGGUGUGGUGCCAGAGGCUCUGAAGCACGAUGACAUGCAGUCAGUCAGGCUGAUCAGACACCUUCUGCAGAGUCUGGAGAAGCAGCACCUGACCACCAGACAGGACAUGUUACUCGCCGCUCGCUGCUCACCUCUACAUGGUGCAGUCAGCGCUGUUCACAAGUGUAUCCUGGAUGUGCCUGGGGUUUUGGCUGAAGCUUUAGAUGGUCGUAUGAUAGCAGAAAUGCUCUCGCUGCUGGAAAAGAUCACCCUGCUGCUGCUCGGUGUGUUAUACGGAGAUCAGAACAUGGAGGACAAAGAAGUCCCGCCUUCAUUCUGCGACAUGGGAAACGCCAUCAGCUCUCUGAUCGGACGCAGUGGAGCGGAAGUGGAUGACGACGGAGAAGAUAACGUGCUGCUAUCAGAAGAGCACAGUCUGGUGCUGACCUGCUGCUGGGUUACACUAAAGGAGAUAGGGAUUUUUCUUGGCUCGCUGGUUGAGAGGAUUCAAUCACUCCCUCAUAAGGACAAAACCCUGCUAACUAUAGAAGAUCUACAGAAGGCUUCGAACGUAUUUAAGGACAUUAUUCUUAAAUGUCGGCACUGGGGGGCAGUGGAAGGCUGCUGCAUUGGAUUCACUAAAUUCUGCACUGCGCUUCUUACCAGCUCUGACCCAAAGCUCAGAGAAAUCCCAAACCACAUUCUACAGCAGGGUCUGUGUGUCCUUCAGGCUCCCCGGGGCACGUCGGUGACUAGGCGGGCAGCAGGUCUGCCGAUGCUUAUUCUUGGUGUGUUAGCAGCAGAGGAGAGCAGCACCUCUCACCCACUGCUGGCCCAAACCAUCAGCACACUGCUGGAGAUAGCUGGAGCUCCACUGCCCCAGAACUGGGACCAGACCCUUGAUCUGCCCCAGGUUUGUGCCGUUCACACAAUUCAGGCACUUGUGAAAGGCUCCAGUCUGGGGUUGACCAUUCUUCAGUAUGCCCCUGAGAUCACCAUGCUGUCACUCACACUCCUCAGCUCUCCUUGUUGGGCCAUGAGGAAUGCUGCAUUACAGCUUUACAGUUCUCUCUGCUCCAGGAUGUUGGGUCAGAGGCCUGCUGGUGAAGAUGUCUCUGCCCAAUAUGGCAUGUCCUCCCCUGCCUUUUUUAAGCAUUAUCCUGCAUUAAAGCCCUUCCUCCAGGAGGCUUUAGAAAAAGCAGCCACAGACCUUCAUGAAGGCAGACUGAGCCUUCACCCCUCUCUGUACCCAGUCCUGACCCUGCUGGCCAAACUACAGCCUGGAGCUCAGGAGCAAACUCAAGCUCUGUCAGACUUCCUGCCUCCGCUGCUCCAGCUUGCUGCUAGCCCGGUAUAUGGUGUGAGAGCGAUGUCGGCCCAAGCCCUGGUCGCUAUGAUACCACCUACAGAGUGUGUGGCGAGCGUACUGAGAGUGGUGGAGGAGCUGCCAGAGAAGUCGAGUAGCCAAAGCUGUCACAACCGCAUGCAUGGCCAACUCCUACAGAUUAAGGCCAUCCUGAACAGAGUCCUUCAUGCUGACAACCCUCACCCAUCCUCUCUAUGUGACGUGGUGGAGGCCAUGGAGGUCCGAAUUUGGCUGGCAUCCCAUGAGCAGAGGUGCCCUUUGGUACGCCAGGCAUACGUGACGGUACUGGGCCUGCUGAGAGAGAACUGCUCGAAGGCUUUCCUCAUGAACAUCGGCUCUCUGCUGUUGAAGGAACUUCACAGGACUCCACACACUUUAGAACUUGGCUCCGCCUCCUUCCACCAAAUUGCUGUGCAUUACCUGUGUGACGACCCUGACUGGGUGUGGAAGGUUUGGCCUGUCCUAGUCAGUGGGAGUGCAGUUACUCGUCUCGCUUUGGUCAUGUGGGUAAAAGAAAGGCGUGCCUGGAGAGGAAGCUGCCUACAGCAUGAGCUGGUGAAGCUUCUCCAGUUAUGGGUCUGUGGCAUGAUUUUGGCAAAGCCUCAACUCACUUGGCAUUUGGCCAGUCUGACACAGGCACUCAUGGAUAAAGAUAUUGAGUACAAGGGAGCAUACUUAUCAGCGUUGGUGGAAGUCAUGACCCCAGACGUGUUGAGCGUAACAAUGUCUCAGCCUCUCGUAUUCAAGCUUGAAGAAAAAGUGCUGCAUCAGUGUGUGCAACUCCUCUUGGAGGAUUUAGAAGGAAGCCGAGGAGGACCAGAGCUCCUGUCUCAGACCCUGUGUGUUCUGUCUCUGCUACUUUCUCCAAGCACAGACAUGGCUAUACUGCAACGUUGGUGUGUGUUAUUAGAAAUACACAGAUGUGCUGAAGCUCCAGAAGCUCUGCGAUUAGCCUGUGCUCAGUCUCUGCAACUGACCGGAGCUGCUUUAGUGACCAGCAGCCUGAUGAGCAGCACUGCUCUGAAAGCCCUCAGCACCAGGCUGAUUAGUAUAGGUGUGCACUUACUGCAGGAUCAGAGUCAGCAAGUCAGAACCCAGACAGCUGUCUUUGCUUCUGUUAUCUGCAAUUCUCAUCCAGUCUCCUGCAACCAAUCACUGCAUAUGUUGCUGGACCUGCUGCUGAAGGAAUUCUGGGAUAGCGAGGGCACUUUGGAAGCUUUGGUGUGUCACUUGCCAAAUUGGGAUCUCAAAAGUGUACUUCAGGAGGCAAAGCUCACACAAAGCAGCAGUCUGUACGAGCAGGAUGAUGCAAACAUGUAUUUGGAGGCUUCUGUGAUUUCUGAGAACGUGCUGCCAUAUUUGCUUUGCCUGGCAAAACGAUACCCAGAAUCCUCUGUUCUCGCCAAGCUCCUGGAUCAGUGGGCACAAGAAAAUACAGACUCUGUCUAUGAGAACCUCAGGAUCUGUUCCAAGCUUCUUUUAGGUGACUCUCUGGAUGCUGAAUGGCUGAGUGUUCUGAUGGAGCCACGUUUCCAUGGCACCCUUUGUGGGCUGUAUACCAAGGCUGCCUUUCUGCUGCAGUUACAAAGCUUUUCCAAAAAAACUCUACCCCUGAGUGACCCUUCAGUCUUAGUGAAGGACCUGCUGGAUUUACACACAUUUCUUAGCCUGCGUGGAGUUUAUAUCCCAGUGUGUUUUAUUAAUGCAGUCAGAACAGAAUGAGUAUAAACUGAUGCAAGGGGUUUUGGGAUUGUUGGAUGGGAUUGUUUGAGGCGUACGCUGAGGUUUAAUAGUGAUUUAUGACGUUACACCAUUAGCUACCUCUAUUGAAGAUAAAGUAGAGGAACAGCAUUCGUCGAUUCAUGAUUGAAUGUUGUUGUGGUUCUUAAUGUCGGAAACAUUGCUCCACUUCCUUCAGAUGGAGUUGUGUGCGAAGGAGUUGGAAGAUUUGAAAGCUUUAUUGAAGUGGGAGCCGGAAAACUUUACAGUGGAUGAAGGCCACGAUUUUUUUCUCCCCGUUUAAUUUAAUAGUCACGAUUUUACAUUUUAAAACACCCAGUUAAACUACAUUAUAGUGUGUAUAUAUUUGUUUGUUUGUAAUACACACUGUGAGAAAGCACCAGAGACUGAAAAAUUACUAAUAGCUUAAAGCGUCAGUGUGUAAUGUUUUAAAAAAAAUCUAUAAUUAGAGAGAUCUUAAGACUGUGAUCUGAAUGAGGCUAGUUUCUUUGUUUCAGACCCAGAAGUGAGCUCCAUCCCCCAGCUGAUUCAGAGCGUCUCAGCAGCGCCCCGUUUCACAAAAAGUCAGCUCAUGCUCAAGUAACGUUAUCAUUGAAUUUGCACUUCUCCCAGCAGGCAGCUGUGGCGUCUACAAUAUCAAAAUCAUUAAAGGGGCAUUUUGUACAAUCACAUGCAUAAACACCAUGUAGUCUGACCAUAACCAGGAAUAUUUUAUACACAAUUUAUAACAUGAUAGUAUCUGAUUUUAUUGCUAUGUGAAAUAAUUUGGUGAUUUUAAAUUUAGAUUUUUUGUUUUACUUGUAUAUUAAAAACUGCUGAUUUGUACAUUUGUCCCAUCUCUGACUGUAAAACUGGAAUGGAGUUUACUUACAUGAUACAAUGAGUGUAUAAAACAAUGGGGAGUAAAUCACAUGGAUAUGUUGAAAGACAUCAGAGCUAUUUGAUUUGUGCUCUGAAUAGCAUUAUGAUACAUGGUGGAUUAUAAACAAUACCAUGCCAUGGCUUCAGAGUGCUGUUUCCCCAGAACUGGUUUCAACUGCCUUUAUUCCAACCCACAGUAUCUCCACUGGUCCACAUUAUAAACCGCAUUCACGUCCCAUUUUCUUCUCUCUCUCUUCCCUGUUUGUCGUAUAUUCUCCCUCUUUACUUCCCUUCACAUAUCUCAUUCCACUGAAUUAGCCGUGUCUGGUCUGGUUGCCUCAGCAGUAGAUGGAGUGCUUGUAUCAGGCCGUGAUGUAAUCUUUGUGGCAGCAGCUGUGAUGGAGUUGGCUAAGGGUGAAACAGCAAUGGAGUAUUGCUUGCUUUAAGCCUCAUUACAGGCCAAUCUUUCAGAUGAAGAGUUCACUUUGUGUCAACAGCAUGAUUAAUUUUUUUUUUUUUUUAGAAUCCUUCCCAAUGACUACGUAGCACCUGUUUUUUUUUUUUUUCUGUUUGAAUGUUUUCUGUGCCAAAAGUGGAAUCAGCUGCCUUUUCAUACAGAAUCAGACCUUUUUCUCUGCAGAAAUUAUUUGUAGUUUGAAACAAUCGCUUGCUGUUAAGACACAAAAAUAAUGAAUGGUAGUUUAAAAGUAUGGGUAGAAAAUGGGUUGUUUUCCAUCAGGGAUGA